AUGAAAGCGGCGCUCUUGAAGUUGGCCCAAGGCGCAUCCGUCGGAAAGCCCGGCGCGCAUUCGGCAGCGCGCAGUGCUCCUUCGACCUGCAGCGCGCCGCUGGCCAACACGGACUACACGGGCCAGGACUUGAGUAACGUCGCUGCCACGUCCGUCAACCAGUGCUGCGCGGCUUGCCUCGCCGUCGCCAGCUGCAACGCCUACAGCUUCAAGGCCAACGUCUGCUACCUCAAGAGCGGCAGUAACAACCAAGUGUCGCUGCCGGGCGUCACGGCCGUCGCGCUCUACCGCUGCUCGGCGCCGCAAUUCAACGUCGACUACGUCGGCAAUGACAUUGGCAAUGUGGCGUCGCCAUCGUACGUGCGCUGCUGCGAGCUGUGCCGCAACACGGCCGGGUGCAGCGCGUUCUCGUGGGCCAGCGGCGUGUGCUACUUGAAGAGCGCCAAGGAUGCGACGACGAACACAGCCGGCGUCACCUCGGCCACGGUGCUCUAA
Molecule: messenger RNA, 495 nt
Organism: Saprolegnia parasitica CBS 223.65
Lineage: Eukaryota; Oomycota; Saprolegniomycetes; Saprolegniales; Saprolegniaceae
Exons: 2
Coding region: 1-495 (164 amino acids)
Biological process (GO): proteolysis
Cellular component (GO): extracellular region
Molecular function (GO): protein binding
Source: RefSeq, a predicted model, not a curated record